CCAAGAAGCAUUUAUAUAUAUACAUAUAUAUUUGUCAAAUGAAAAAUAACCAUCCUAUAGACAUUUCACUGGUUAACAACUCCCACUUAAUAAUAAGGGAGAGGAGUGAUUUGAAUGCAUUACACGUGAAUAUUCCGCAUACACCUGAUUUUCAUGCUACUGUUGAUGUUGAUUAUCAGAAUAGCAGAGGUGUAUCCGAUUUGCACUGCUUAAAAACUGAAAGCACUAUCACAGCUUCUGAUAAAAAUAAUGUUGUUAUACAUCAAAUAAUGGAAGAUAGUAACAAGGAAAUGCCGUAUUUAUUACGUAGUCAUUCAUUCAAUCCGUAUGACUAUCCAGUGGAACAUUAUUACUAUGACAGGACAACUGAUAAUCAUAUCCGUAUGAAUAAUGACCAUGGUAAUAAUGACCUUGAGUGUACAACAUCUCAUCCAACAGGAUCGUUGAAACCACCGCAUUUACCACCACGUAGAAAUCAACGAUCGACUGAUUUGCUUAUUUACACUGUUCCAAGAUCACCGUCAGAUACUUGUUUGAUUAGCAGAAAACACCAUAACCUUUCAAAAAGUGUAGUUAAUUCAGGUAGUCCCCAACCCUAUGACAGCAGUCAAGUAACAUCGCCUGAUGAUACCCAACUGAGUAUGUCGUUGCCAACACAGCCAUCAAAUACUUCCAAAUAUGCAGACACUGACAAUCUCCAAUCAUUUUCAACUCUUCAUACAAGUCUUCCAGUAACAAGUGACAAAUCAUUUCAGAGUUUAUACAGAUGGACAUAUGCGAUUUCGCUCAAUGCAUGGUGGUGCAGAGGAUCCUAAAUUCCCCUACACUAGAAUGAAUUCGAAGACAUCCGUUGAUGAUGUAUCUCCUGAUAGCGUCCAACCUGUAGAUAUUCAAAAGAUUCAUAAUGAAAUUAUCGCUAAAGAGAGCAAAAGAAAAACAGUGAUAAAUCCUGGUGGGAGCCCAUCAGCACCUACCAGCUCCUUCAGUCAACGUGGAAAGAUAAGUGGUGCAACACUUUCAUUUCAUCAUAUUUCUUACGAAGUAAAACUCCGUAAAGCAACCUGUAGUAAGCCAGUCAUAAAAACUGUCUUGAAUGAUAUAAGUGGAAUACUUCGACCUGGAAUGAAUGCGCUGAUGGGACCAACCGGUGGUGGUAAAUCCUCACUUUUAGAUGUAUUAGCCGGACGUAAAGACCCAAGGUUUCUGUCUGGAAGAGUUCUUAUAGAUGGCAGACCACAACCGAAGAAUUUCAAAUGCAUUUCAGGCUAUGUUGUUCAGGAUGAUAUUGUUAUGGGGACUUUAACAGUGAGGGAGAACCUAAGCUUUUCAGCAGCAUUACGUAUGACAGUUCGUUGUACAACAGAAGAAAGAAAUCAAAAAGUCAACGAAAUUAUUGACGAAUUAGGUUUAAACUCUGUUGCAGACAGCAAGGUCGGCACCGAAUUAGUUCGAGGAGUAUCAGGCGGUGAGCGUAAACGAACUAGUAUUGGCAUGGAACUUAUCACAGAACCGCCGGUGUUAUUUUUAGAUGAACCAACAACUGGUUUGGAUGCAUAUAUGGCAGGACAAGUCUUAAAAACUCUUAAAGCUUUAUCCAGACGUGGCAGAACCAUCAUAUUCUCUAUUCAUCAACCCAAAUAUUCAAUUUACAAGCUGUUCGAUUCACUGACAUUGAUUUAUCGUGGACAGUUAAUCUAUCAUGGACCAGCUAAAAAGGAGCCUAUCCGUUAUUUUGGUCAUUUGGGUUACAUUUGUGAAAAUCACAACAAUCCGCCAGAUUUUUUCAUGGAUGUCAUACAUGGUGAAUGCUUACGUCAACAAGGAAGUGCUUUAGAUAUUGUCGACCAUCAUGAUACACAAGAAAAGAUGCAUUUAGUUGGUCAACAGCUCAUUAAUGAAUGGCAGAACUCUGAAAUGGCUCAACGGGUGUUAGAAGAAGUUAGCUCAAUAGCCAACCGAUUAGAGGAGCAUGAAAAUGGUACGAAUAAAUUCAAAGAUCGUUCAGUGGAUAUUUCAUUUGCAGCGCCAUAUUUCAGACAAGUGCAUAAAGUAUGUUGGAGAACAACGCUGAACCUGUUAAGAGAUCCAUUGGCAUCUGUAAUACAAACAAUUGUAUAUUUAUUUUUUGCAUUAUCAAUGGGCAUAGUCUAUUUUCAAAUGAAUGAUUCCUUAGAAUCUGGUAUACAAAAUCGUACUGGAUUAUUCUUUUUCUGUACACUACAAGUGAUAUUUGUAAAUUUGGCGACAAUUGAAUUGUUUAUUAAAGAACGUGCACUUUUUAUACAUGAAAGCUCAAGUGGUUAUUAUCAAGUUUCUGUAUAUUUUUUUUCAAAAAUUCUCUGUGAUAUAUUACCAACUAAAGUAUUGCCUAUAAUCUUAUUUAUGCCAAUAUGUUAUUGGAUGGCCGGAUUACAGCGGACUUUCGAAGCGUUUAUGUUUUUUGAAUUAAUUCUAUGCCUUACAACACUGGCUGCAGCCGCAAUAGCUUUAUUCAUUUCAGCAACUGUCACCGUCUUUGGAUUAGCUAAUGCUAUCCUAUCAAUUAUGUAUGUAUUUAUGAUGGCCUUUUCUGGUUACCUAAUUAACUUGAAAUCGAUGGCAGUUUGGCUUAGUUGGCUCCGUUAUUUUUCAUUAUUUCGUUACAGUAUGGGAGGUUUAUUGGCCAUGGAGAUGACUCCACUUAGAUUCUGUCCCAUGGAUACAUCAAAUACAACAAUUCAGAGACAAUGUCAAAACGGUACCACAUACUUGGAGGACCAAGAGAUUCCUUACAAAACUACAUGGGAUUUAUGGUAUAAUGUAUUUGGACAAGUUGUUAUAAUGGUCAUUUUUUACAUACUUUGUUAUGUCCAACUUCGACUACUCAACAAAUAUAAGUAG
Molecule: messenger RNA, 2880 nt
Organism: Trichobilharzia szidati
Lineage: Eukaryota; Metazoa; Platyhelminthes; Trematoda; Strigeidida; Schistosomatidae
Source: the annotation of a GenBank genome assembly